AGUUCCUUCCUCUCUCUCUCUCCUCAUCACCAGAAGCACAUCCAAUAAUGGAAAAAAAAGCUCAAGAAAAAAAAAAUCUUUAAAAAACCGUUAGCUUUGUGUCUGUGACUCAUUGCAGAGAACAGUAUUGGACCUUUCAGAGUUUCCAUAGAGUAAGAGUGUGACGACACAAGAGACGUAAGCAAACCCUAACCAAUGAAGCUGACGCUAGAGAAAUCGUCAGCAGACGACUACAUCAGCUAAAGCCUGAUUAACAACAAGAACCCAACUGAUCAAAUCUCUUCUUUUUCAGUUUUCAGCCAUCAUAACUCAAUAUACACUUCUCUACCAAUUUCAUAGUCUUUGAAUUCCUCUGUUUUUUUUUUUUUUCUUUCCUUUUCCUGUCAAGAUGGAGAUUUCUUGGUCUUCUUGGGUUUAGAUCAGUGGGAAGUUCCUGGAAUAAAACGGAUGAUUCUGUUGAAAUUCAAAGGGUUUUGAAGUGAAUUAGAAGUCAUUCAGUUGAUUCUAAUAUAAAAGCGUUGACCUUUGAAUGACUUGGCUGGAUCUAGAAGGAAAUUCUAUGUUUUGCUGGAAAAUGUUUGAUUAAUCUGGAAUUAACACUCGGUUUUCUGAAGAAUUUGGAGCUAGGAUCAUGAAUUGGAUGAUUGAGAAGUUUUGGUGUUUCACACUUCCUUUGAUAGGGGGAUGCCCGCUAAGAUUUGUUACCCAUCUGAACUCUGCGUAUGGUGAUCUUCAUGAUUGUUGAUGGAUUCAAAUGCUGAUUAGGUCCAAUUGGAAGGAUUUAGAUUCUGAAGUAGAGUAUGAUGAAUUCUACCGAGCCAUCGUCCUAUUUGAGCUUUGCUUCGUCUUCCCAUCUAUCAAAUGAUUCUAGUAGUUUUAACAUGUCUGCUUCUAGUGUGCCCGAAUCUGGAGCUAGUCUUGAAGUCCUUAGUUUGAGCAAGCUUGGCUGUAAUUUGGAUCAGCUUUUAGCUGAUACUACAUUUGACUAUAGUGAUGCAGAAGUUAUUGUCGAAGACAUCACAGUGGGUGUUCACCGAUGUAUUUUGGCAGCCAGGAGUAAAUUCUUCCACGACCUUUUUGUGCAGGGGAAUACCUCUUCCCAAAAGGAGGGUAAACCAAAGUAUUACAUGACCGAUUUGGUGCCUUAUCAUAAGGUUGGUUAUGAAGCCUUCUUGAUUUUCUUGAGUUACUUGUAUACUGGAAAGUUGAAGGCAUCUCCACUGGAGGUUUCAACAUGUGUUGAUGGUGUCUGUGCUCAUGACUCAUGCCGACCAGCUAUCAAUUUUGUCGUCGAGUUGACAUAUGCUUCUUCAAUUUUUCAAAUUACAGAGCUGGUCUCUCUUUUCCAGCGUCGUCUUAUGAACUUUGUUGAGAAAGCAUUUGUGGAAGAUGUCAUCCCAAUCCUUCUGGUCUCCUUCCAUUGCCAAUUGGAUCAGCUUCUCACCCAUUGUGUCGAUAGAGUAGCACAAUCUGAUCUUGAGAGCAUCUCUCUAGAGAAAGAGCUACCGUUUGAAAUCACACAGAACUUAAAAUCUCUUCAUCUCAAAUCUCAGUCAGAUAAGGAAAAUGAAAUGGUCAUGGAUACCAUGCAUGAAAAGAGAAUCAGGAGAAUUCACAAGGCAUUAGACUCUGACGAUGUUGAACUGGUGAAACUACUCCUGUCUGAAUCUAAUAUCACCUUAGAUGCGGCCAAUGCUCUUCACUAUGCUGCUGCCUACUGUGACCCCAAGGUUGUGUCUGAGGUCCUCGAUCUUGGAUUAGCUGAUGUCAACCUCAGGAAUGACCGAGGAUACACGGUUCUGCAUGUGGCUGCAAUGCGUAAGGAGCCAUCAGUGAUAGUGUCUUUGCUGACAAAAGGGGCUUCUGCAUUGGAAAAAACAUUGGAUGGUCAAAGUGCUGUUUCUAUCUGUCGGAGGAUGACAAGGCCAAAGGAUUAUGGUGCGAAGACCAAGCAAGGCCAGGAAACGAACAAAGAUCGGAUAUGCAUUGACGUCCUGGAAAGAGAGAUGUGGAGGAAUCCAUUGGCAGUAGACAUGUCUAUGUCAUCACCAAAUAUGGCUGAUGAUCUGCAUGCAUGGUUACUAUACCUAGAAAACAGAGUGGCAUUUGCGAGACUGUUCUUUCCCACUGAAGCCAAGCUGGCCAUGGAUAUAGCACAUGCUGAUACAACAUCUGAGUUUAUUGGUAUUUCUGCAUCAGAACGCUGUGGAAACUUGAGAGAGGUUGAUUUGAAUGAGACACCGACAAUGCAGAAGAAAAGGCUCCAUUCAAGGUUGGAAGCUCUUAAUAAGACAGUGGAGAUGGGUCGACGCUACUUCCCCCACUGCUCACAAGUUCUGGACAAAUUCCUGGAGGAGGAUCUGCCUGACUUGUUCUACCUUGAGAAGGGAACUCCAGAUGAACAGAGAAUCAAAAGGGCACGUUUUACUGAGCUUAAAGAUGAUGUUCAGAAGGCAUUUAACAAGGACAAGGCUAAAAACAGCCGCUCAGGGUUGUCCUCAUCAUCAUCAUCCUCAACUUCUCUGAAGGGAUGUGUAAACAAAAAAGUCACAAAGAAGUAAUGUAUCGUUAUGUAUUUCUAAAGGAAAAAAGAAAAUACUGACGAGGAAUGUAAAAAUUUUUGAUGAUUGUAUCAUAAGAGCCUGCAAUUGUUCGAGCUCCUCUGUAACGUUUUCCUCCCUUCUAUAGCUUGACUGUACUACCAGUUUAUCAAGUCCCACAUUUAUUUCCUUCUCCUAA
Macadamia integrifolia is the source of this 2739-nucleotide messenger RNA. RefSeq names its product BTB/POZ domain and ankyrin repeat-containing protein NPR1. NCBI's taxonomy places the organism in Eukaryota, Viridiplantae, Streptophyta, Magnoliopsida, Proteales, Proteaceae. The record is from RefSeq and is a predicted model, not a curated record. The transcript has 5 exons. Gene Ontology annotation, molecular function: protein binding. Gene Ontology annotation, biological process: systemic acquired resistance, salicylic acid mediated signaling pathway; defense response to bacterium; regulation of salicylic acid mediated signaling pathway. The coding region runs from base 801 to 2561 and encodes 586 amino acids. Gene Ontology annotation, cellular component: nucleus.